Molecule: messenger RNA, 450 nt
Organism: Emericellopsis cladophorae
Lineage: Eukaryota; Fungi; Ascomycota; Sordariomycetes; Hypocreales; Bionectriaceae
Exons: 2
Coding region: 1-450 (149 amino acids)
Source: RefSeq, a predicted model, not a curated record
AUGCGGCCUUUCCUAGCCGCUGCCGGACAUAUCAGAUCAGGUCUCGUGUCUGAAGCCGAAGCUCCCCUUCGACACCUCGAGAGCGUCUACAUCAAAGGAUCUGAAAUGUGCCAGGAAUGUUACAAGACCCUGCUAGCAGCCCUGCUCUGGCUGCCCAAGCUUCGCAUACUCAGAACAGAUUUCGCUGCUUACGAUCAUUUCCCAGACGGCGAUACUCCCGAUGAGAACUGGAAGAAUGCUGCUGAACACUACCUCAAGGAAAUCCCGCCAUGCGAGGGCACAUCGUCACUUCGCCGACUCCGCAGUAUUCGGGUGGGCCAGCAUGACGAUGACAUGGGAGUCGUCAAAGGACCCAUCGUGACAGCCGUACUACAGCACGCACAGUCACUCGAGGUCCUGGAUAUGAAGCACGUCUUCUCGACAUAUAUUGACUUUGAUGGAAAAGGCUAG